AUGGACGUCUCCUCUGCCUUGAUCAACACCCAAAGCCCCGACGUCGCGCUGCGGCAACAGGCCGAAGAGUUUUUGCACAAUGCACUGCAGCAGCAGAUGGGACAGCUCAUGGUGACGCUCGUCCAGGCGCUGGCGGCCGAAGACUUUGCCGUGGUGGGCCGCCAGGCCGCUGGUCUCUACCUCAAGAACGUGCUGGACGCCAAAGACAGCGCGCUGCAGCAGCAGAAGAUCAACGCGUGGAUGGCCAUUGACCCGACGCUGCGCACGCUGAUCAAGGACGGCGCGCUCAGUGUACUGCAGUCGAGCAACGCCGUGGCGCGUCACACGAGCGCCCAGUUGGUGGCCAAGAUUGGCAGCAUUGAGCUGCCUGCCAAGCAGUGGCCGACGCUGCUCGAGUCGCUGCUGCAGAACGUGACCAGCAGCAGCGAAGGCUGCAUCCACGCUACGCUCGAGUGUCUCGGCUACCUGGGCGACGAGCUGGAAGAGAACACCAUUGACGAGCAGGAUACCAAUCGUAUCUUGACGGCCAUUGUGGAUGGCAUUCGUGCUAACCGGCCACCGGCUAUUCGCCUUGCGGCCGUGACAGCCUUGCGGAACAGUCUCGAGUUUGUGAGUGAGAACUUCAAGCGCAAACAAGAGCGCGAUCACCUGAUGCAAAAGAUCUGCGAAGCAACACAGUCUUCGGAUCUGCGGACCCGAGUGGUAGCGUGCGAGUGCAUCGCUGCUAUUGCAACAAUGUACUACGAAUACCUCGCAGAGUACAUGGAGACACUGUGCAAGCUGACGUUCAACGCCAUUACAAGCGACCAGGACGAAGUGGGCCUGCAGUCGCUUGAAUUUUGGUCGUCUAUGUGCGAUGUGGAGCUCGACCUGAUUGAGGAAAUGAACUACGCAGAGCUCGAGGGCCGCACUGAUUUCGUUCCCUGCAACUAUUACGUGCAGACGGUGUUGAGUACGCUCAUCCCACUGCUCACGGAAACGCUCAAGAAACAGGAGGAUGACCAGGACGAAGACUCGUGGAAUCUCUCGAUGGCUGCCGCAACGUGCCUUGCUCUGGUGGCUCAGGUGGUUGGUGAUGCCUGUGUAGACCUCACCAUGACGUUCAUAACGCGAAACAUUGAGAGCAACGAAUGGCGGUCGAAAGAGGCCGCUAUCAUGGCGUUUGGCUCGAUUUUGGACGGCCCCGACUCGGCCAAGAUUGCUCCGCUUGUGCGUCAGGCGUUUGGCUUCCUGAUGAGCUGCAUGAAGUCUGACAACAUCUUGGUUCGCGACACAACGGCCUGGACGCUCGGCCGUAUUUGCGAGCUGCACUACCGAUGCAUCAGUGGCGAGAUGUUGCCUGGACUGAUGCAGCUCCUGCUUGAAGGGUUGGACCAGGAACCGCGUGUGUCGCACAACGUUUGUUACGCCAUCCACAAUAUCGUAAAAGCCUUCGAGGAGUCGGUGGAAGCUGCGCAUAUGCUGACCCCGUACUUCAGUACACUGUUUGACAAGCUGCUCGAAACCAGUCAUCGACCAGACGCUAUGGAGAGCAACUUGCGCGGGUCAGCGUACGAGGCCUUGAAUGUGUUGGUGCAGGCUGGCGCUGAUGAGGUAAACCAGCACAUCGUGUUGCGUCUCCCCGUGGUGCUGGACCGCCUGGAACAAAGCAUCAAGACGGUGGUCGAGAACCCAGAGCGCCUUCAGGACGACCAAACCGGUCUGCAGGCAUUGUUGUGCAGCGUUUUGAUUGCUGCCAUCCAGAAGCUGAAUACCGAUAUCGAGCCGUUGGCAGACCGCAUCAUGCAGGCGCUUCUACAAGUGUUCUCCACGCGGAAUGCUGCUGCUGCAGAAGAAGCUUUUAUGGCCGCAGGAGCUCUGGCCAAUGUCGUUGGUCCCAAGUUUGAAGUGUACAUGCAGUACUUUGGCCCAGUGUUGCUGAUGGGCUUGAAGAACAGCGAGGAGUAUAUGGUUUGCAGUGUCGCGGUGGGUGUCGUGGGUGACUUGUGUCGUGCUCUAGAGAGCAAGAUCCUGCCGAUGUGUGACGAGAUUGUGGCUGCUCUGGUCGAGGUUCUGAACAACCCCUUGCUCGACCGCUCGGUGAAGCCACCAGUCCUAUCUUGCUUUGGCGACAUUGCGCUCGCUGUUGAAGGCGAUUAUGAGCGCUAUACGGCGUCUUCGCUUCAGAUGAUUCUACAGGCCGCAGACGCGUGCGGAUCUGUUGCGACGGACGACGAGGAAGUGGUGGAGUAUAUGAACCAGCUGCGCGAAAGUGUGCUAGAGGCGCUGACAGGUAUUGUGCAAGGCCUGGGAGCUGCCAACAAGGCGACUGUGCUAGUGGAGUGCGCGCCACAGAUUGGAGCUUUCCUGGCCACGCUGUCGAACGACCUUGCAACGCGUUCGGACGCUGUGACAACGGGGGCGGUGGGACUAAUUGGCGACAUGGGCCAAGCGCUGGGCAAGGCAGUGGAGACGGUGCUCCACCAGCAGUUUGCGGUACAGCUCGUGAGUGAGUGUGCAAACAACGCGCAGAACCCGCAGGCGCAGCAGUUGGCAGCGUGGACGCAGAAAGUGAUCAUGGACUUGCAGUCGAACUAA
Molecule: messenger RNA, 2577 nt
Organism: Hyaloperonospora brassicae
Lineage: Eukaryota; Oomycota; Peronosporomycetes; Peronosporales; Peronosporaceae
Source: the annotation of a GenBank genome assembly